CUUACACACGUUUCUCCUCCCAUAUAUACCUACAUAGUAUGAGAACACAGAUGUAAAACUUGACGAAACUAACCGAGAGGCAAAGAUAGACUUGUCCAGGACACUUUUUGGUGGCAGUAUUCCUGCACAGAUACAAAAAAGCUCGGGAGCAUAAUUCUCACUUCAUGAAGCAUAAAAGCAAGGCUAAAAAGGCAAAGAAGACAUUUGAUUAUGAAGAAGGCAGUGUGGUAAAUGGACUUCAGUUUCCCAUCUUCGAGCUUCCUCCAAAUCUGUUAUAUCAGAUCAUUUCAAGGCUUCCUUUGAAAACAAUAUUUAGUUGCAGAUGUGUAUGCAGAACUUUCCUAAAACUUAUAGAAGAGCCUUAUUUCGCAGAAACUCACCUCAAUAGAGCACUUAGCACCAGUACCACAAUAAUCGUCAGAGAAAAUGAUUUUCCCUCUCCAUAUUUCCGUCCAUACAUGCUAGAGGUUGAUUUUACCCCUAAAAAAUCCUCCCUUAGCAGUGAUCAUCAUUUAUAUCAUCAGCAUAUAAUAUCUAGGCAGAGUCGUGAAGUACCCCUGAGAGAUGUUAAAUGCUGCUUUCUUACAGGUGAUGCAACUUUGAUUAGUUCAUGUAAUGGACUUCUCUGUUUAUACUCCCCCUCACCAAAGAAUCCUACAUAUUGCAUUUGCAAUCCUGUUAGUGGGGAAUGUAUGACUCUCCCUCACCCAGCCCCCUUGACUUCAGACUGUACAUACCUCAACCAUUCUGGAUUUGGUUUCUGCCCAAGGACUAAGCAGUACAAGGUCGUCCGGUUUAUGAGCUCAGCACAAACUCUGAGAGCAGUAGCUCUAGUGCACACACUGGGCACAAGGUCAUGGAGGAACAUUGGUGAAGCCCCACAUCCUAAGCCACAAGGAUUUUUUGAUAAUUUCCUGGAUGGAAAGCUUCACUUAAUCACUGCAAGUCGUAACAUUUGUGAUGUGUUAUUCUCAUUUGACCUAGAAACUGAGAAGUUUGAACCUGUCCCACUGCCUGCUCACUUCAGUCCAGAAUAUUACGGUAAAAUCUCAUGGAUCAGUGUAGGAGUUACAUGUGGCUGCCUCUGUCUAUGCUAUACAUCUAGCGAUACUCACUUUGAGGUUUUCGUAAUGGAAGAAUACGGAGUUCGAGAAUCUUGGAUUAAGAAGUUUGCAAUUGACGUCAAGUUUUAUUGUGGGUUGCGCAUAGAGGACUUGCAAAAACCAAUCAAAUAUUUAAAUAACGAGGAACUUUUAUUCUUAUCCAGGUUCAAUUCUCUUGUGUCAUAUAGUCCUCAGAAAGGGACUUUCAGAGAUAUCAAGAGUUUGGGUAAUGGGAGGGCCGAAGCUAUUUCUCAUGUUUCUAGCUUUGUAUCCCUCAAGACUCAUGUAUUUAAACGAGGAAUAAAAUAUGAAAAGAUCAAGCUGGAAAGCCCAAAGUCAGUGCGGAAUGUAUCGUAGAUGCCAAUUCUAUUAAUGUUUAAACUGCUGGACUUGGGAGUGGUGUGGAUGAAGGAUGAAAAGCUGAGGAUGCAUAAAUUGAGUCGGAUUUUCUAGUGAUGCUAAUUGUUGCUUUUAAGUAAGCCCUCAAAUGCGGCUAAUAUGUUGUGUAUUGCAGAUGUAAUGUUCUGUGUUUCACAUGAAUAUUUCAGGAAUUGCUCGCGCUCUCCUGUUUUAAACGUCUGUUCUGGUUAGAUUCUGGAGAAAAUUUGUCCCGGGUAUAAAUUAUAAACGUUUCGGCAAAAGUUUUACAAGAUCAGUUGGUCUAAUUUUCUUGUGUGAACAGAGACAUUCACAGAUUUCCCUGAAAAUUUGUGAAUGUUUUAUGCUCGGUUAUGUUUUCUAGAGGAGAUUUGUAUUGGCAAUGUGCUUACCAUCUGAGGUUUUUUUGUUUUUGAAGAAAACUUGCGUGUAGAAAUAAUAACAGUAGCUUUUGAACUGA
Molecule: messenger RNA, 1941 nt
Organism: Daucus carota subsp. sativus
Lineage: Eukaryota; Viridiplantae; Streptophyta; Magnoliopsida; Apiales; Apiaceae
Product: F-box protein At3g07870
Exons: 2
Coding region: 165-1460 (431 amino acids)
Molecular function (GO): protein binding
Source: RefSeq, a predicted model, not a curated record